AUGUCCAGCCCAUAUCACUACCCUGAAGGCCCUCGCAGCAAUCUGCCCUUCAAUCCGUUGACAAGGUUCUUUUGGUUGAGGUACUGGGGAUUCAUGGCUGCUGGGUUUGGUGCGCCUUUUGGGAUUGCAGUUUGGCAAAUGAAGAAGAACGUGUAA
Coniosporium apollinis CBS 100218 is the source of this 156-nucleotide messenger RNA. Its product is annotated as cytochrome c oxidase subunit VIIc. Gene Ontology annotation, biological process: mitochondrial electron transport, cytochrome c to oxygen. The coding region runs from base 1 to 156 and encodes 51 amino acids. The transcript is spliced from 3 exons. NCBI's taxonomy places the organism in Eukaryota, Fungi, Ascomycota, Dothideomycetes. The record is from RefSeq and is a predicted model, not a curated record.